Stegastes partitus (bicolor damselfish) is the source of this 3073-nucleotide messenger RNA. It is a transcript of the gene dpp3, whose product is annotated as dipeptidyl-peptidase 3. Gene Ontology annotation, biological process: proteolysis. The transcript is spliced from 19 exons. Bases 117 to 2297 code for a protein of 726 amino acids. Gene Ontology annotation, molecular function: dipeptidyl-peptidase activity; metalloexopeptidase activity. The record is from RefSeq and is a predicted model, not a curated record. Lineage: Eukaryota; Metazoa; Chordata; Actinopteri; Pomacentridae. Gene Ontology annotation, cellular component: cytoplasm.
GGGUCUAGCGCUGAAUGAAUACAGGAAGUGUACAGCGUGAGACUGCAAUUUGACGUUCGCCGGAGCUGAUAACGAAAUUAAGUUCCUCUCUACCAGUAUUAAAUCUCAGACCCAAGAUGGUGGACUCCCAGUACUACCUCCCAAAUGACAUUGGUGUCUCUGCGCUUGACUGCGGCGAGGCCUUUCGUUUGCUUUCACCUCAGGAGAAGAUGUACGCCCACUAUCUGUCACGCGCCGCUUGGUAUGGUGGUCUGGCAGUGCUGCUGCAGACAUCCCCGGAGUCUGCAAACAUCUUUGUCUUGAUGCAGAGAAUCUUCAGGAAGCAGACGCCUGCACAGCUGGAACAGGUCGCCACAGCAGCUGGACUCAGCUCUGAGGAGUACCAGGCCUUCUUGGUGUAUGCAGCAGGUCUGUAUGCAAACAUGGGCAACUACAAGUCUUUUGGAGACACAAAGUUCAUCCCAAAUCUGCCAAAGGACAAGUUGAAAGCUCUGGUGUGGGCUAGCCAGGCAUUUCAAGAGCAGCCUUCUGAGAUGGAGGCUCUGUGGGACAGCUGCUCGGGUCUUCUCUACUCCCUGGAAGACAGACAGAAACAGCUGGGGCUGGGCGACAAGGGAAUUACCACCUAUUUCUCAGGAAACUGCUGCCUGGAGGACGCUGAGCUGGCUCAGAAGUUCCUUGACUCAAAGAAACUGUCUGCUUACAACACCCGUCUGUUCAAGAAGGACAAUGGAGGGAAAGCCUGCUAUGAGGUGCGCUUGGCUUCAGCUGUGCAGAAAGACUGUGCAGUGGACGGGGAAUGCGAGUCCUGUUGCGGCAGCUUCAGCUUUGAAGACAAAGAGUUCACUGUGAAGAGGGGAGACUAUGGUCCUAUCAUGGAGAAAGUCAGCCAUAACCUUCAACAAGCACAGGGGUAUGCUGCCAAUGAGAACCAGAGGAAGAUGCUGGAAGAGUAUCAGCGCAGCUUCACCUUUGGCUCAGUAGAUGCCCACAAAGAGGGCUCACGUUACUGGAUCAAGGACAAGGGUCCAAUUGUUGAGAGCUAUAUAGGUUUCAUUGAGAGCUACAGAGACCCAUUUGGCUCCAGAGGGGAGUUUGAAGGUUUUGUUGCCGUUGUGAACAAGGCCAUGAGCGAGCGCUUCGCCAAGCUGGUGAGUUCAGCAGAAGUCCUGCUUCCUGAACUGCCUUGGCCCCGUGAGUUCGAGAAGGACACUUUCCUUAAACCCGAUUUCACCUCACUGGAUGUUCUCACCUUCGCUGGCAGUGGAAUACCAGCCGGUAUCAACAUCCCAAACUAUGAUGACAUCAGACAGUCAGAGGGCUUUAAAAAUGUGUCGCUAGGCAACGUGUUGGCUGUAGCGUAUGCUACACAAAAAGAGAAACUCACUUUCCUGGAAGAGGAGGACAAGGAUUUGUUUAUCAAGUGGAAGGGCCCAUCUUUCGAGGUGCAGGUUGGACUUCAUGAGCUGUUGGGACAUGGAAGUGGAAAACUCUUUGUCCAGGAUGAUAAGGGCAAGUUCAACUUUGACCAGAGUAAGGUGGUCAACCCAGAGACUGGAGAGCUGGUGUCCAGCUGGUAUCGGGGCAGCGAGACAUGGGACAGUAAAUUCUCCACAAUCGCUUCCUCUUAUGAAGAAUGCCGCGCUGAGUGUGUCGGACUCUAUCUGUGUCUCCAGAAACAAGUGCUCAGCAUUUUUGGCCAUGACGAAAAGGAUGCUGAUGACGUGGUGUACGUCAACUGGCUCAGCAUGGUCAGAGCUGGUCUUUUGGGCCUGGAGUUCUACACACCUGAGAGCAAGAGCUGGAGACAGGCUCACAUGCAGGCUCGUUUCGUGAUCCUGCGUGUUCUGCUGGAGGCCGGGGAAGGUCUGGUGGGCCUGGAAGAAGUCACGGGACAGGACGGCAAGCCCGACGCACGAAUCACGCUGGACCGUAGCAAGAUCCACACCGUGGGCAAGAAUGCCAUCCAUCGGUUCCUGUGUAAACUGCAGGUCUUGAAGUCGACGGCGGACGUGGAAGGAGGCCGAGCUCUGUACGACGGCUACUCCACCGUCAGCGACAGCGGCACUCACAACUUCUUGCGUCUGCGGGAGACGGUGCUGCUGAGGAAGGAAGCUCGCAAGAUGUUUGUUCAGGCCAACACCAGAGUCAGUGGGGACAGCGUGGAGCUGGUGGAAUAUGAAGGCAGCGCGGCAGGUUUGAUCCGCUCCUUCACCGAGCGCUUCCAAGAAGACGCAGAGCAGCUGGAGACCGAUCUUCUGGAGCUGAACAAAAGAGACGCCCCCUGCUGGUGUUGAUGGAUGUCCGGAUUAUCUAUUCCAUAGGUUUCAAAAAUACCAACUGAAAUCAGAUUUUAUUUGUUUGUUUUGGACUGUAUGUGAAAGCAAAGUGAUUCUUAAUUAAUGGUUAAACAGACAAAACUUUAAAAUGAUCCAAAUACUUUUAGAAUACACUUCUGCUGAGACCAAAUUUUGGUUUUAAAUUUUCAAAUAAAGCCAUAAGACUAGAACUGAUCUGACACAGACACCAGCAACAGUUUUCCAACUCCGAUUCUUAAAGCAUGCUGGCUCUGUGUCGGGUCCGUCUACGAUAACUGGAUCAAAUAUGAAUAAAUGAGCUGCUUAUUAGUACAUCACUCUCAUAGAUGCACUUGGAACCAUAUUUUUCUAAUGAGACGUACUGUCAAUUAAACUGAUGCAAACUGACAAUUAGAAACAGAUUCUAGGCAUAAAUGUGAAAAAUUGGCUUUGCAGAAAUGUACGAAAUGAUUGCUAUGACAUGUUUUUCUUGUAUUCAAAAGGAAUAAUUGAUUUUUACAGGCAACCGUUGGCUUAAAAUUAUUCUACCUUUACAACUUAUCCUCGAAGAAUAGUUCCCAGCCUUUGUGUUGAUGACGAUUUGACAGGUUUAGACUGUAAGGCAAAAUAAUACUUCAUGCUAUUAUUUUUUUUUGCCAGGUUUGGAAUGAAUAAGUCAUGGAUUACUUUUAUUGCUGUGUCUGGAAGGCGUAAAAACUCUCUAUGUAAGAAAUGUGGUGAUGAAUCUACACAAAUAAAAAUCUGUUUGAUAAGAA